Seminavis robusta is the source of this 1935-nucleotide messenger RNA. NCBI's taxonomy places the organism in Eukaryota, Bacillariophyta, Bacillariophyceae, Naviculales, Naviculaceae. The record is from the annotation of a GenBank genome assembly.
AUGGGACGAACAUCAUCACCACAGAGCGGAACCUCGCCUGAAGAGACGAGCAAUAAGAGAUCUCGAUCAAGAUCUGGCACACCGCCACUGGCUCCCUCACCAAGUGGUUAUGCACGGCGGUCACCACCGGCAGUAGUCACGGCCUCUGCAGGUCCGAAUAAGGAAUCUCCGGCAUGUCAAUUAGAGGAGCAUGGAUUUGUUUCCCUUUUUCAGCAUUGCGAUGAUGAUUCUGAACAAAAAUUUUUUGGGCGCCUCCAAGGCCGAAGCCAUGCGGGGUCUACAACGGGAUUGAUCGAGAGCGAGGAAGUCAAGCGUGAUUACUUAAAAGCUCUUGGGAAAGGAAGCCUCGAGAAAGAUCUUCAAAAGUUUGUCAUGGACAGGCUCGACAGUAUUGAGAAUGUAUCUUCAAGGGUCCUUCUGAACUACCAAAAAGAGAACAAGGAAGCAGAAGGGCCGUUAAAGACUAUUUUUGUCAACUAUGCUGAGAAAAUGCAAGAGGCAAAAGAGUUCCCGCUGACAGGACGCUGGAAGGAAUAUCCGACAGAUCCCCGGGGAUGCCUCGUUACCGUCGCAUCCAGACAAGACGCAGCUUGUUUGAACUCCAAGUCCUGGCGGCUCUUUCAAGGAGAAUUCAAAAACGAGAGCAAAUAUUCCGUCAUGGACGGAAUUCGUCAGUGCGCUGGCUAUCUUUGGCACCAACUUUGGUGGUUUCGUACCGUGCAGGGUCUUGGUGUCGAACAAGUGUAUGGAUUUGUGAUAUGCGGUCCAAAAUGCAAGGACGUGGAGAAUAAAGUUGUCGUCUCUCUUCUGAUACUCUCCCAGUGCGCUAAGAUUGGUGAUAAGUUCAACCUCUACGAAUACCGUAAGAGUUACGAUGUGGACGACACGACGGCCUUUAACUCGUUGAAAUUGUUUGUCGAGAGUCAAUUUGACAGAAAACUUGCAGCAGCGAAGCCCAUUCCGUCGGACCGAAUUUGCCCUGGCAUCAUGAUGAUUCCACAACACCUAAUUGUUGGCCCUGACGGCGUAUGGAACAUUGUCAAUUCCGGAACAGCUGCUUUGAUUUUCCGUGUAAAGGUAGACGAUCAAAACAAACAAGACGUGCAAACGUUUCUGGCAGAGUUUGCUUUGGAGCCGAUCGAACGAAGGGAAUUACUUUUAUGUGUCAAGGAGAUCAUGUCGAACAAGAAUAAUGCAACUUUCUAUCUCAAGAUCAAGACUCUUGCCACUGGAAAAACGUGGAAGGAAAAUGGUUUUCAUCUGAUCAAGGCAGUGAAGAAGGCCAAAGUGCUACAAUGUCUAUAUGUGCAAGAAUGGGGACGAAUUUAUACUUCGACACCCGUGUUUGAUUCUGGCGGCGGCAUUAUUAUUCUUAUGCAUGAUGCCGGUUCCCUGCUUCAUCUGUUGGGUGCCGAAGACAAACUUUCGUUUCAGUCUUUCUGUCGUGAGUUUCUUUCGUUGAUGAUAAGUACACUGACUAUACAGAAGCUUUUGGUGUUGGUUCACGGAGACAUCCACGAAGCGAACCUUCUUUUCAAUGCUCAAGCAAAGGAUUUGUUUAAGCUGCGUUUGAUUGAUUGGGAUGAAUCAGGGACCUUGCCAAUGAAACGUAUCGUCACAAAUAAAAUUCAAGAGGAACGGUACCCAGAAAAGCUUCUUGAAUCCAAAGAAGCCUACACCAAAGCUCAGUUGAUUCUUCUUUUUCGGGAAGUUAGCAUGAAUGAGUAUUCCAAGGCUGUAUUUGCGGCGGAUGGAGAAAUAUGCUUUCAUGAUCAGUCGUCACCGAACCUUUCGCUGCUAAACACAGAUGAAAACUGCGUCAACAAGCUUUACCGUUGGUUGGAAGCGGCGUUGUGGAAAGUGGUUACCAACCGCGAGCUUGAAGCAACGAUUGAAAAACUUGCAGCUUUUGAGAUUGAAGAGGUCGAGCUGUAA